GGCGCGCCAGACAAAGCAACAUAACAUUUUGCGUCAAGCAUCAACUCGCGACAGCUCCCGCAAAUCCACCACGAUUGAGUCGACGAUUCCACCUCUGCAAUCUAUAUACACGCGACUUCCAUCCUGCACCCAGGUCUGGGUAUGCAUGCGACCCUAAACGAGCACACGCCUUAGACCCCAGCGGCCGACCAAGCCGAUUAGGGUCAACCACUCGACUGCUUUGAUCAAGACCUUUCUUCACAGCUGAACUCCGCUGGAGCUUCGAUCCGAUAUUUUUUCUCGAAACAUAACCAUCUACGCAGCCAAAAUGGAGGCCAUUGCUGAAAACGAGAUUCCCCCUCCCGUUAACGCGGGCCCCGAGGUCGAAGAGUUCGCCAACGUUCUAGACGAUUGCUUGUCUCCUCUCCAGUCACCCUCAGACAAGCGAAACCGAAUACUCGCGCUCCCUCAAAAGUACUACGAGAACACCCUGCGACGACUAGCGCAUGCACGGCCGAGAAUAACGCGUGAAGGCACCCAUGAUGAUGCCGACAUGGAUGUGGAUGAGGCCGAAACUGGCACUGUCAACCACGCCUCCACCACGCAGAUCAAGCGCCUUGAGAGGGAGGCCCAGACUUGGGAUCUAGUGCGCCGACUUCUGCCGCUGAGAUACCCAAGCUCAACCGCAUAUUCUUCGACUUUCAGUUCUUCCAAAGCUGCGCCUGUCGACUUGCUAAACGAUUUCCUGGAAACCGACUCGCUAGCGAAGGAACGCCAAGCCGUCAUCCAGUGGUUGCAGAGCAAUGCUGCCUCGGGCCCAGAUAUUGAUGAGUUAGCGCGUGAACUUCAACAGAAUGCGGAUAGAGGGGACAUCAUCGCCCACGGUUGGCUCCACACGCGCUCGUCCAUCAAGCUGAGGAAAAGCGUCACUGCCUGGCCACACCUUCUGGACCGCCAAUCCCCGAACAUCGCAAACUCCCAUAUGAAUUCCGACGGCGCCCCCCUGGUCACGCAGUUGGACCCCGAUGCCGCCACUCGCCAAUGCCGCAAGCUCGAACCUCAAGACGAGUACUUUGAGCGAGCUAUCUGGCUUGGGUGCUUCGAACAUCUCCGCCGAGGAUCCAACCUAGAUACGAUUCGCGAAUGGUGCCAGGAACGAACAGAGAUGUGGCGAGCCAUCUCUGCGUCCGCUAUGCUGCUAUCAACGGACAACAGCAAAGGCAGCCCUGUAACCAACCCAGAAUCGCUUGCACUCUGGCGGCGCAUGUGCUACAGCCUUGCUCGCCAAGGUGGCUGUGACGAUUACGAGCGUGCUGUUUACGGCGUACUCUCCGGCGACAUUCCCAGCGUCGAAAAGGUUGCCCUUACCUGGGACGACUUCCUCUUUGCCAACUACAAUGCUCUCCUGCGCACACAGCUUGACACAUUCAUCCUAGAUCAAUGUCCGCCUGAAGUCGUAUCGAAUUUGAAGCAGUCUUUUUUGUCUUUUGACGCUGUUCAUGCACACGGCGAUCCGGAGACUGUCGAGAAGCGCCUGAUUCGCUCUCUUGAGUCCAACCCACAAAUCCGCAACGAAGCCUUCGAACCUAACAAGGCCAUCCAGGCCUCGCUAAUCGCAAGGGAGAUUGAUCAUCAUCUUUAUGAGCAGGGCUUGAUCAUCUCUGCAGGCGCAGACAACAAGGGUACUUCGAAGCUCCUUUACCGGUCUGAGACCAAUGGUCUACCUAUGAAUAAUGACAAGUUCUUCAAGGCGGAUCAGCAUCACGGACUCCGCAUUGUUGCUCACGUUUACCUGCUCAUCACACUGCUUGAGAAGCUUGGCUCUGAGGGGGACUCCUUAGCUCUUCGGUCGUCGCCUCCGGAAUGGAGACGAGCCCAAGAAAAUAUCCUGGCGGGGUAUACGAACUACUUGCGACUUGCUCAAAUGCAGGAGCUAAUACCCUUGUACUGCUCUAUCUUAGAGCCGCCGAGGUCCUAUGAGGUGCUCAGCUAUAACCUCAUCUCCGAAAAUGACCCGAAGCAGCGCAUGAUGCAGCUCAAGCUGAUCAAGAAGGCUGGAAUCGAUGUGUUGACAUUUGUGAAGACUCAAGCUUGGCUUAUGUAUGAUGAUCUCGGCCCUGUUAAGAGCACGUUCCCGGCCAAGGGCUCAUUCACCAUCAUCCAACCUGGACCGCCCACAUCUCGACGCGGACGACCAAUCAGGGCAGACUUUUUCGGAGACGAGGAAGACAUCAUUGAAGUCCGACAUGAGCAUCUAAUUCGUUCACUGGAGUGGUUGCUCUUGGUAGACGAAACAUGGCCAAAUGUCUUUUCCGUUGGUACCAAGGUUUACAAGUUCUUCCUCAGAAACAUGCAUCUCAACGCUGCACGACAGCUGAUGAAAAGGGUACCUUUUGUCGAUGUCACCACGGGUUUCACCGAGCAAGACGAGGCUGGGACUUGGUUUGAGGAUAAUGAGCUAUGGACUCAGCAGCUUGAGCGAAGCGGAAUCACCGGCGUAACAGCUGAGCAGGUGGCCGCAGAUGCGAGAAACUUCCGUGAAUUGGAAUCGCUAGUCCGAGCUCUAGACAGCCUGGAAACGAUUGCCUCACUUGUUGAACUCUCGGGAGAACUUCCAGCCUCGAACCGCGGUUUCUGGGACCAGGUGGGCAAUGAGAUCAAGAAUACAAAGGAGAAUAUGCAACCACUCCUCAAUAAUUGGCUUCUUGUGGGCAUCGAAGAGGGCGAUGAAGAGUUGCGAGAGCUCCGCCAGGCGUAUCUCCCGGAGACAAUUCUGGCAUAUGUCAGUGCAUUGCACUUUGCGGGCACAGGUCUGUCGCGAGACAACCUGUUGGAGUGCAUGGAGCUGGCGGCGAUAAUCGCGGAGCGGGGAUCGGAUCUUUCCACGGCUUUCAUCGCAGCUGGGCGAAUGAAGGAGUUGCUUGAGGUGUUUGCCGCUUGCAGCAAAGCUCUGGCUAUCAGCACCGGAGAGAAGAGGGCCAACAGCUCGGGCAGCAAGAAGCUGCGAGAGAUGGGGUGGUCCCGGGAUCUGUGGUCGGUAAAGCAGUAAUUUCCUGACAAUGGAUAUGGGCUUGGUUGUUUGUUACCAGUACGUGCUUGCUGCCUUGGGCGUUGAUAGAUACUUGACAACUGGGGGUAUGGAUGUAACAUAGGGGACUGGUAAAAUAUGAAGCUUUAGGUUGGCGAGAGAGAUACCCACCCCUAGAGGCAACAUGCCAUGCCGUCUUUCAACUCAAGAUACCGUGUGAUUCUCUGA
This is a messenger RNA of Ilyonectria robusta, 3235 nucleotides long. Its product is annotated as nuclear pore protein 84/107. The coding region runs from base 308 to 3028 and encodes 906 amino acids. Gene Ontology annotation, molecular function: structural constituent of nuclear pore. Gene Ontology annotation, cellular component: nuclear pore outer ring; nuclear pore. NCBI's taxonomy places the organism in Eukaryota, Fungi, Ascomycota, Sordariomycetes, Hypocreales, Nectriaceae. Gene Ontology annotation, biological process: protein import into nucleus; mRNA export from nucleus; post-transcriptional tethering of RNA polymerase II gene DNA at nuclear periphery. The record is from RefSeq and is a predicted model, not a curated record. The transcript has 4 exons.